Leptomonas pyrrhocoris is the source of this 1107-nucleotide messenger RNA. RefSeq names its product putative small G-protein. Lineage: Eukaryota; Euglenozoa; Kinetoplastea; Trypanosomatida; Trypanosomatidae. The transcript has a single exon. Gene Ontology annotation, molecular function: GTPase activity; GTP binding. The coding region runs from base 163 to 1107 and encodes 314 amino acids. The record is from RefSeq and is a predicted model, not a curated record.
GAUGCAGUAGAAAGGAAGGUCACGCGAAAAAAUUUGCCCCCCCCCCCAUAAGUUGUAAGCUCUCUCCCAUUUGAGAUAUUUUGGUAUAUAUAUAUCGCCGUCUGGACCCUUUGUUUUUUUCGCAUCAAACUUCCCUUCAUCUUCGUAUGUGAGCGCGUGAAGAUGUUGGACAACACCGAUGAGAGCAUUAAAGUAAUUGUGGUAGGAGACGGCAACGUUGGCAAAACAUGUAUGCUGCGCCGUUUUGUGAAGGGCGACUUCAUUGCGCAGUACCGCAAAACGAUCGGCGCAGAGUUUAUGGAGAAGGAUGUCUACAUACGUUCUUCGGACACCACCGUGAAGCUAAUGUUGUGGGACACGGCGGGGCAAGAGGUGUUUAAUGCGCUUACACAGGCCUACUACCGCGGCGCCGGUGCCGCCGUACUGACCUUCAGCACGGUAGAUCGCGAUAGCUUCAUGAACAUUGCGGGGUGGAAGCAGCGAGUGGAGUCGGUCUGCGGCCCCAUCACGAUGGUGCUGUGCCAGACAAAGUUUGACCUUUCCCAUGAGGCGGUCAUUACAAACGAGGAGGCCGAGCAGCUCGCUAGCCAGCUGGAGGUGCCGCUUUUUCGCGUCUCCACAAAGGACGACUUUAACGUGACACAGCUGUUCGAGUUUACGGCGCAGCAAUGCAUGGAGGGCGCAGCAGCUGCGGCGGCGGCAGCAAACGGAGAAAGAAAGACCGAAGACGGUGGUUCCCGCGUAGAGGGUGAGCGCCGACAGUCAAGUGGUGGCGUCGAAGGGGAGCCAACGGCGGGCACCGAAAGGUUAGGGAAAUCGUCGGCCGCGCCAGGUGCCGGCGGCGCGCCUUCCCCUCCUUUGGCAGGGGCCUCGACGGACGCCGGUGCAGAGGCACCUAGCGCGUCCCCCGUUGCCGAUCCGUUCAUACCUGCCGCUGCAGGAAGGGCUGGCAAGGGCGCGACGGCACCCACCGCUGCUGGCGUCAAAUCGCAAUCGAGCGGCGGAAAAAGUAAAUCUUCUCCCCCACCAAAGAAUAAGGUAACCCUGAAAGAACCAGAAGCGCGCGAGCACCACCACAAGAAAAAGUUCAGGUGCUCCCUGUAUUGA